GAAGAGUGAGAGAAGGGCUGGAGCUUUAACAGAGCAGUGUGUUCUGAGAAUUCACCCAUAGACUAAUAUAGUGGAGACACAGCAGGACUGGACCUGGGUGGCGCGUAAAGCGCAUGGAUGGAGAGAGCAUGGAGAGCACGUGACUGAUGCUGAACAAGUUGAAGAUGGAAGAUGGCAUGUGGACGUCUGUAGACGGGUAUUCUAUACUGGUCUAACUGGGCACAUUGUCGGCUGCUGACUGGUUUCUGGAGUGGUGCACUGGUUGUUGGUUCUACCUUGGUUCUAGCUAUGUGGUUGGUGGAGUGUGCAGCGCGCGCUCAUGGGAUGCAGUGUGUGCAGGACUUCUAAGCUGAACGUGGGCAGAGCGCUGCCCGUCACCAUGCUCGCGCUCUGCGCCUUCCUCUUCUACUGCCUCGCGGGAUGGUGCGAGUCCGCGCCCAGGAUGAGCACCCAGUCUUCGGCUCUGGUGAGGGCUAACGCGCUCCUCGAGCUCCUCUCCGCGCAACCGGACGCUGCGCGGAACGCUACCGUACCCACGGGGUCCGUGCGCGCGCCCGCGGACCAGGGCUUUACCGAGCCCAGGGCGCACGAUACGCUGGGCAGACUGGGCAUCCCCGUGGCCAACACGUACGGGACUAAGAAGCUUCCCCAGGCGAUCAUCAUCGGGGUAAAGAAAGGUGGCACGAGAGCGCUCCUGGAGUUCCUGCGCGUGCACCCGGACGUGCGCGCUCUCGGCGCGGAGCCGCACUUCUUUGACCGCUUUUACGACAAGGGGCUCGAGUGGUACAGAAACUUGAUGCCGAGGACUCUGGAUGGCCAGAUCACCAUGGAAAAGACCCCCAGCUACUUUGUCACCAAAGAGACCCCCUCCAGACUGUGCGCCAUGAACUGCGACACGAAGCUGAUCGUAGUGGUGCGAGACCCGGUGACCAGGGCCGUGUCCGACUACACACAGACACUGACCAAAACCCCUGGACUGCCCUCCUUCCAGAGCCUGGCCUUCAAGAACUCCAGUUCUGGAGCUGUUGAUGCCUCGUGGAGUGCCGUGCGGAUCGGUCUAUACGCCCAGCACCUGGAGAACUGGCUCAGACACUUCCCUCUGUCCAGCUUCUUGUUCGUGAGUGGCGAGAGGCUGGUCAGCGAUCCGGCUGGUGAAGUGGGUCGUGUGCAGGACUUUUUGGGCCUCAAGCGCAUUGUGGGCGACAAGCACUUCUACUUCAAUCGGACCAAAGGCUUUCCAUGCCUGAAGAAGCCUGAGGGCAGCAGCAGGCCUCGCUGCCUGGGCAAGUCCAAAGGCAGGACACACCCGCCUAUACCUACUGAGGUGCUUCAGAAGCUCAGGGACUUCUACAGGCCAUUCAACCUCAGGUUCUACCAAAUGAGCGGGCAGGACUUUGGCUGGGACUAAGAUUACUCUUUUAUUAAGGGCCAAAAAUGGGUGCUUGGUCCAUAAUUGGUUCUCUAACAGACAUUUCAAUUCAUUUAAUUGGUUUGAACUGACCUAUGCAUGCUCCGCCUACAAUUUGCAGCUUUAACAGCAAUUGUUUAAAAAUUGGAUGUUGAAAAAAAAUAUAUAUUUAAAUUAAGGCUGCACGAUAUUGAAAAAAUUGGUAACACUUUACUUGAUGGUCCACUGGAUGAUGCUCAACUGACAUUCAACUGCUUGUCUAUUAAAUGCAAUUGAAAUGAAAGGUGAAAGUAAAUUAUUCUCUAUUGAAUGUAACCCUACAUCCAACUCUAACCCAAACUUCAAUCUUAACAUUUUAGCAUUGAGUUUAAAAUUUGGGUUAGGGUUAGGGUUAACUGUAGAGUUAGAUUUUAGGGUUGAUUUAGGGUUAGGUGUAGGGUUAUGUUCUAUUUUAAAUCAUUCAACAUAUGGUUAAGUUGCAGUUAAUAUAGAUUCAGUUGAAUGUCAGUUGAGCAUCAACAAGGCCAUCAAAUGGACCAUCCAAGUAAAGUGUUACCAAAAAAUUUUACAUUGCAAAUGUUCUUUUUUCUUUGACAACAUAUACCGCGGGCUGUCUCAUGCUGCACCGAUCAAGAGCUGAGUCAGCGCCGAGCACUUAAAAGUUUUUCUGGGAUUAAAAGCAUGAAUUUAGCUGUAACUUGAAAUAUCUGCGCAAAACUGUGCUGGACUGAGGUACACAGCUUUCGACACGUGCGUUUACAAGCGUGUGCCCAACCAUGUGGAUGAAGGCCAUGCAGUUACCACAUGUUUACUCCUCGUCAUACUUCUCAGGCAGCAGCAGCCUGUCACUCAUCCAGACACAGAGACAACUCUGUGUAUCUACUUAUCGUGUCAGGAUUCAAAAUUUAAUUUUAAUUUAAAUUUUUUCAUAGCAUUUAACUGACACUCUUAUCCAGAGUGACGUACAAGCUUAUUUCUAUUACAGAUGUGGGCCAAUGUAGUGUUAGAGUCUUGCCCAAGGACUCUGGAAUGGAACCCUAGUCUCCCACAUGAUUUGGUAGCUCACUAGCAGGGGUGGUGUUAUCCACUGUGCCACAUCAACCACAAGAUGGUAAUGACACUGAGCUGGCUGAUGUUGUUGUAGCUCAUCAAACAUAUUUACCAGUGCAAACAGUUCUGCAUUUUUUGAGUUUGGGAUGAACCAAAAUAAAACAAUUUUGACAUAGAAUCUCAUUUUUGACAGUAUUAAUCUCUGAAGAUGCAGCACUUAUGCUGCACUGCUGUUAUGAGGCCACCUUGACAAGGUUCUCUAUAAUGCAUUUGCUUUAAUGCAAUCUAAUGCUUGUCCAAUCACAUUAAUAAAAUAAAUGUAGGCAGAAAAUAGAUUGGUCAGCUUAGAUUUUUAACAGUCCAAAAGUCCAAUUAAAGGUUACAUUUUAGAAAACUGGGGAAAUUAACGUAAAUCUUUGUACUAUUAUAUGAGUCUGUUAUUAUAUAGUGAUGGUAUGAAUAUUAUUAACAGUAAUGAUCAUAUCUGCAGCAAUUAUAAGAUUUGAGUGGUAAGAGUCCAUAUAAAUUUCAACACUUACGCCAAACCUCCAGACAUACAUAUGCACCUGCAUAUCAGAAGAACCUAAGAAAUGCAUUUUUUUAUCAUUUGAGCCAAAGAUCACUAUGUAUUUAUGUAUUUUUUUCAUUUGUUUUCAUUUUUAAAUAAUAUAUAAAUAUGUACAAACUGAAUGUAGUCUAGCUUUUCAUUUUUAUGUUUAAACUUUUUUCUCCAUUCAGGUAGAUAAAAGCCUGGUCUAUGACUGGAAGUAACUGUCAGAGGUUGUUUUUUUUUUCCUCUGGUUGAGAAGUGUGGACAGAUAUGCCGAGAGACUUUUUAUACACACUCUCUAUGUACUACUCCUUUUCAACAAAGCAGCGUAACGACCAAAAUAGACCUAAAUGGCCGCUUUUCCACUGCAGAACUGUUAGAACUGAACUGUCUGUUCUGAGUUGGGGUGGGAAUCACAUUGCAUUUCAUGAUAUGAUACUUUGACGCCUACAAUAACGAUGAUGAUGUCACGUUGUGUCACUGUGAUUUUGCGAUACUAGACAUAUAAGACUACAAUACUUCACACCAUUUGUGUUACUGAAGAGAAUAAAAAAUACUCCUAAAUAAGCAAAUACCAGGAAUUAUGGCUUUAUUGACAAUCAGUAUUCUUCACCGCAGGUUGACCACUUUAGUUUCUGAAUCAGUUUCUCUGAUUUUGCUGUUUAUAGGUAAAUGUUUGAGUAAAAUGAACAUGGUUGUUUUAUUCUAUAAACUACAGACAACAUUUCUCCAAAAAUUCCAAAUAAAAAUAUUGUCAUUUAGAGCAUUUAUUUGCAGAAAAUGAGAAAUGGCUGAAAUGAAUUCAGAAAUCAAUAUUUGGUGGAACAACCCUGUUUUUUUAAUCACAGUAUUCAUACAUCUCGGCAUGUUCUCCUCCACCAGUCUUACACACUGCUUUUGGAAAACUUUAUAGAGAAGAUCAGCAUUAAAGUAGGAUGAGGUGGUUAGCUGGCACGGCCACUCAGUAUGUUGAUAAAAAUGAAUUUAAAUGAUUAAAAAAAGAAUAUUAUAAAACAAACUCUGCCCUGGAGGUUUUAUUGUUUGCCAUUUUUGCCCAUUUUUGUAGUUUUUAUUUUUGCGUUGUACAUACUGAAAAAAUGUUGGGGAAUCAGGGGUCAGGAAUGAUACAUCAGCUGCGCCCUUGAAAUCAUUUCAUAUGUAGGCUGCAUUUUUCGGCUUAAUAUGAAGAGUCCUUCACUUUAGGACGACCUUCUGUGACAUAAUGGCUGAAGCUGCAGCCAUAGACUUUGGGGUGCAGCUAAGUUGAAGCCAAAGCAAAUUUUAGAAAGGCCAAAAUGCAGGGGAAAAUGCUACAUUUUUAAAAAUAAAAAAAACAAACAUCUGGACAGAGCCUAUUAACCAAAAAGUUACAACAACACGUCUGUAGUGCUGUACAGUUAUUAUAUAAGUGAGAAUAUUGAAUAUUGCGCAGUGUACAGCAUACUGUAUAUGACCGUAGCGACUUUUCUUAUCAAAUUUGACUUUGUACAUCCCUCGUACUGUAUAUUUAGUCUGAAUGUAAAUAUGUUUAUCCACUGCUAUCAUAAGCUAGUAUUGCAUGAGCAUUCUUCAGAUCAACUGAGUUUUAUAAAUUCAUGAUGGUGCAACCACUAUUAUUACAUGAUAAACAUUGUUGGUAGGGAUAAAGCCUAUACAAUGAAUGACACAAUGAUGUGAUCUUUAAUAAAUAUCUACUGUAGCUUCUCACAAGCUAUGUUUCUCGUGUUUGACAGCAUUUGGUCCAUGCAUGUGUACUGUAUGGACAAUGCAACCAGACCUAGCAUUGACCACACAAGAGAAGCUGAAACAAUGGAGAAAAUGUUUUUUGUACAUUGUUUUAUGAACUAUUUGCUACUGUGUGUGAAUUAUGUCUAUAUGCUGCCUACCAAAGUAUUUUCAGUGUUUUCUACUGAUGGAAAUGCUUGAAACUGAGUUAUUAAAAAAAGAUAAAGACUUUAAA
This is a messenger RNA of Astyanax mexicanus (Mexican tetra), 4968 nucleotides long. RefSeq names its product heparan sulfate glucosamine 3-O-sulfotransferase 6. The record is from RefSeq and is a predicted model, not a curated record. Bases 320 to 1408 code for a protein of 362 amino acids. Gene Ontology annotation, molecular function: [heparan sulfate]-glucosamine 3-sulfotransferase activity. The transcript is spliced from 2 exons. NCBI's taxonomy places the organism in Eukaryota, Metazoa, Chordata, Actinopteri, Characiformes, Acestrorhamphidae.